Messenger RNA from Ruditapes philippinarum (Manila clam), 2581 nucleotides. RefSeq lists its product as uncharacterized. The record is from RefSeq and is a predicted model, not a curated record. Bases 430 to 1335 code for a protein of 301 amino acids. The transcript is spliced from 4 exons. Lineage: Eukaryota; Metazoa; Mollusca; Bivalvia; Venerida; Veneridae.
UGAAUUCACUUGAUGGAUGUCUCAUUUAAGUAGGCCUGCUUUAAUGAGAUCAGUGUUGAAAUUCAGCGUAUGCAUUAAAUAAUGGACUUAUUUUAAUUUUACAAAGUUUAUGAAAGCUAAUUCGGUGAGUAUACGUGUGUUAAAGUAUAUACAUAUAGUAACACACGCCGUACGUCACCGUCGUCGUAUUUACAUUCUUUGUGCAGGAAAAAACGUCGCCUAGCGAAAACCUUCAUAUUCGAAACGUAUCGCUGAACGAGAAACACAUAAUGUGAACAAUGUACGUGAUAAAAUAACGGAUAUACAAUAAUUAAUAUACAUGCUAGUGUGUCGAAAAAAUAGCAAGUUAGGAAUAGCCACGUGAUUCAGAAUUAUCUUCAUAAAAGGACAUGAACUUAUAAUACGUAAUUAUUUCUUUUCAUAAGAAAUAUGGGGUUUACCAAGACACAUUUUUUCUUGUUUUCGUUAGUCACUAUUGUGAUGUUGCUAGGAGUGAAGUACUAUUUUGACAAUGGAAUUACUAAUGACCAUGUACCUGAUGCUACUGUUAUAGAAAUAAAUAAAAAUAAGUAUUCUGAAAAUGAGAAGUUUAAGUUUCACACGUCAUAUUUGGAGAGAACGAUUAUAAAUCUUGUUCAGCAGAGAAAUAAUAUGUCUCGUGCAAUGAAUCUAAAACAACAGAAAAUUGGACAGAUGGAAUGUGAGGAGGCAACACGUAAUAAAGUAAGACAGAAGGUAUCAUCUACCGGCGGAUGGUGUGCACAAACAAGUGUAGAAAACUCUGGUGAACAUAAGACCGAUACAAAACUUGUCCCGGUACUGGCGAAAUUUUUCCAGGAUAAAUAUGUUGCAUCAUUUGGUGACGGACCAGGUCGAUAUAAACAGCUGCUCUCAGAUUCUGGUCUUUUAAAGGGAUAUGACGCCUAUGACGGUGCGCCUUUUAGUGAGAAGACCAGCGAGGGGCGUGUCAUGUACCUCGAUCUGACACUCCCACAAUACGGUUUACCACUUUAUGAUUGGGUGAUGAGUCUGGAAGUGGCGGAGCAUAUACCAAAAGAGUAUGAAAGCAUAUAUCUUGAUAAUAUUGCAAGGCAUGCAAAGGAGGGUAUUAUUCUCAGCUGGGCAAAGCCAGGACAAGGAGGUUUUUCCCAUGUGAACACAAGACCAUUUGAGUACGUUAAAGCCGCCUUUGAAAAGCUCGGAUUUGAACAUGAUGCUCAAAAUUCUGACAUGCUUAAAAAGGCUGCUUCGCUAGAGUGGUUACAGUGGAACACGAACGUUUAUAGAAGAAAAGACUUAAGUAAUAUCGACCAUAUCAAAACGCUGUUGACUUGAGAAAAAUAUAUGCGCAUAUUAAUGAUUGGAAAACAUUUUCAUCCGGAUAACGAGGGGAUAAAGUGUUAUAUGUUACCUAAAAAUCGGUAUUUAAUUAUUCAAUUUCAAAAAAUGCAUUAUUGUUUAUUAUGCUAUCGGCAGCAACAUUUUACGCUAACAUUGUCAUUCUUUUUCUGUUCAAGUUGACUGUACUAUUUUACAUGUCUGCAAUAAACGAAAGGGAUAAGAAUUGCUUUUGCCACCAGUAAUGAGCCAGACCAGCUUGUAUCUCCCUGGAGUCUACCUAGCUAGCCUCUGUAUGCUUAAUUCACGUACUUGAUAUUUGUACAAGUGAUAAUGGACAUUUGUAAAAUGGAAAGUCGCCAUGUUUAUUUGAGUAUUUAACAGAUUAAAGGGUCAUUAAAUCAGAAGAGAAUACAAUCAGCAUGUAUUAGUAACAGAAGAAAGAUUUAAACUACACUAAAGUCUUACAUGUAGCAAUUAUAAAGUUUCCGAUCAUAUGAUGAUAACUAUAUUAUAUGUAUAUAGAUUGCUUAUUAUUAUUAUUAUAUAGGUCAUAAUAUGCAAUUAGUUCAUUUUUUUGUAAAAUUUCUGUUUUAAGAAGAAUGGGUGAUGCAAUAAAUAAAAUAAAAUAUUAAUGUAGAAAUAUUUUAGAGACAGCUAUUGAAUAUAGGUGAGGGUUUUCUUACGUAAUAUUUGUCAUAUAUUAAACAUUUGUAGGUCGCGUGCCAUAAAACGUGCUAAGAAUUAAUGCUUUGUCUAUUUUAUUAUUUUUAUCUAGUCUUUAUUUCCAUUUUUGUCAGUUUUUAUCCACUUUUUAUAUGCAGUUUUCUUGCCCCGACUCUAAAGUAACCUUUUUUUCUGUUGCGUAUUUUCAUGCUUUUGUUUUGGUCUUUUUGAUGGUACAAUAUGGAAUCUUGUAAACGUUUAUCAUAUGUUGCAAUUUCUCUUUAUUUUACUAUAUAAGGAAUUUAUUUUUAAAUUGUCUCUAUAAUUGUACUUUGAUACUUGCCAUUGCUUAUUGUUUGUGAGCUGUAUAGAGAAAAAAAAACAUUGCAAAAGAAUUAUUCAUGUACAUUGUAUGUCUUUUCUGUGGUGGAACUACGUAUCUUAUUAACAUAUCAUAUUAUAUGAUAAAACAUGAUUGUACAGAAAUGUAUAUAUUAAUAUAUUUCAUGUUAUUAUAACAUCUAUCCCAUAUGUAUCAAAUACACAUGUUUGAAUAAAUAUGAAUUAUAGUAAGUCA